CGACGUCGAGAUUAUGGUUAUGGUGAAUAUGGAGGAUAUGGAUAUGGAAGAUAUGGAGGAUAUGGAGAUGGAGGAUAUGGAGAGUAUGGAGGGGGCGGCCACGGAAAGGGAGGAUAUGGAGAAUAUGGAGGGGGCGGCCACGGAACUGGAAGAAAUGGAGAAUAUGGAGGCUGGGGCGGCCACGGAAUGGGAGGACGGGGAAGGGGACGUUGAAAAAUUAAAAUGUUUUUUGGAAUUAAUUGAAAAUAAAUAUUUUAUAUUGAAUUUCGAAUUAUUAUAA
Messenger RNA from Meloidogyne enterolobii, 280 nucleotides. NCBI's taxonomy places the organism in Eukaryota, Metazoa, Nematoda, Chromadorea, Rhabditida, Meloidogynidae. The record is from the annotation of a GenBank genome assembly.